GCAAAAACAUCCAGAAAGAUGAGGACCCGCAAUAUGCUGCGCGAAAGCAGCGUUUUUCUCGCUUUGUUCACAGCUAUCUCAGGCGUCAGCGCAGCUCCGCCCUCUCAUGGCGCGCACUCUUCUCCUGCUUGUCGUUACCUACCGUCUGAUUCGGGCUGGCCCAGUCAAACGGAUUGGGCCAAGUUGAAUCGCACCGUUCAUGGCCGUCUGCUGAAAGGAGAGCCACUUGGUCAGUCAUGCUACGGAGAGCAUGCUAACGGCGAGGCUUGCGAGGAAAUUGUGUCAACUUGGGAGACAAUGCAGCCAUUUUUGAACGACCCGGUCAAUGUGAUCUCCAUGUACUACGAGAACAACACCUGCAACCCCUUCCACGGUCCUCUAUCGCCUGUGAAACCCGAAAUUGUCACAAACUCGACCUGCUCGCUCGGCGGCCUGGCCUACUACGCAAUCAAUGUGUCCGAUGCGGCAACUGCAAUUGCCGGCGUGAAUUUCGCGCGCAAAAACAACGUCCGUCUCAUCAUCAAGAACACCGGUCAUGAUGCGCUAGGUCGAUCCACCGGCAAAGGAGCCCUGGCUCUGUGGACCCACAAUAUGAAGAGCGUGAGCUUCUUGAACUACUCGAGUUCGCGAUACACUGGUCCGGCUGCACGCGUCGGGGCUGGUAUUCAGGUCAGCGAGCUAUACGAGGCAGCGGCUGCAAAGGGAUACCGCUCGACUGGAGGAACCUGUGACUCGGUUGGCGUGGCCGGGGGCUGGGUCCAGUCGGCUGGCCAUGGGCCCUUGGCGUCAGCUUACGGACUGGGAUCUGAUCAGACUCUGGAAUUUGAGGUGGUGACCACCGAUGGAAAGCACCUCGUGGCCUCGCCAACCAAGCAUUCGGAUCUGUACUGGGCGCUUAGUGGCGGUGGUCCCGGAAACUAUGCCAUUGUGCUGUCCGUCACGCUGAAGGUUUAUCCCGAUGGCCAAGUUGCGGGCUCCAGACUGACGUUUGUGGAGAGCGAUGAGAAGAAGUACUGGACUGCAGUGGAGGCGUGGCAGAAGCACCUUCUCAACGUACUUGAUGCCAUUCCGGGAUUCCAAUCGCUUGUCGCUCUGGCCAGUGGUGGUGUCUUUCAGCUCAACUAUGCCACUCUGCCAGAUGCAAGCAAGACCGAUCUCAUUACCGCGUUGACGCCCUUCUACGACGAGCUGGCUUCUCUCGGAAUUUCGGUCACGUUCAACGAGACUGUCGUCCAUGAUACCUACCUGGGCCACUACAAGUACUACGAGGGCAACGACUUCGACAGCCGAAACGCCACCGUCGGCGACCGCAUGAUCCCUCGGUCUCUCGUUAGCAACGCCACCCAUCUGUCCCAGCUGACGGACAUCUACAAAGGCCUUCUUGAGACCGAGAACUCAUUCAUCUACCUGAUCAGCCACAACGUCACCCACGCGAGAGUGGGCAACAAAGCAGGCGAUAAUGCCGUCCUCCCUGCGUGGCGGGACUCGCUAUACAUCGCCAACUUCGGCGUCACCGGAGAUCCUCUGGCCUCGUUUACCGAGCUAGAAGAGCAAGUCUCCCUCGUCAACAAGUGGCAGGUUGAUCUUCAUGACGUCACGCCGGGUGGAGGCAGUUACAUGAACGAAGCUAUCUUUGGCUUCCCCUACUGGAAGGAUGACUAUUUCGGGGAGACCUACGACAAAUUGAGGGCCAUCAAGAACAAGUACGACCCUAAGCAUGUUCUCUGGGCGGCUUCGUCCCCUGGAUCGGUCGAGGCCUAUGAGUUGCAGGAGGAUGGCCAUUUGUGUAAGCCGUGAGUGAAUGGGAA
This is a messenger RNA of Aspergillus melleus, 1808 nucleotides long. RefSeq lists its product as uncharacterized. Gene Ontology annotation, molecular function: oxidoreductase activity; FAD binding. The record is from RefSeq and is a predicted model, not a curated record. Bases 19 to 1797 code for a protein of 592 amino acids. The transcript has 2 exons. Lineage: Eukaryota; Fungi; Ascomycota; Eurotiomycetes; Eurotiales; Aspergillaceae.